Messenger RNA from Lacerta agilis (Sand lizard), 5101 nucleotides. RefSeq names its product Indian hedgehog signaling molecule (gene IHH). Gene Ontology annotation, biological process: protein autoprocessing; multicellular organism development; cell fate specification. Gene Ontology annotation, molecular function: calcium ion binding; patched binding. The record is from RefSeq and is a predicted model, not a curated record. NCBI's taxonomy places the organism in Eukaryota, Metazoa, Chordata, Lepidosauria, Squamata, Lacertidae. Bases 658 to 1875 code for a protein of 405 amino acids. The transcript is spliced from 3 exons.
CCGAACUGACACUAACAGAAGUGGGCUUUACUCCCAAGUAAGCGUAUGCCUCGGCCUGCAGCCUUUUGGCCCCUCUUCGUGGUGCACGUGGAGUUGGGACUGGGCGCCAGGCGGGAGGGAGAGAAGGGGCGGCCCUGUUUGCCGUGGCGCAUGCCUCCCCCGAUGACAGCAGGUGAGCGAGGCGCGGGGGUGGGUCGGGCUCCUGCCCCCCCUCCCCGUCGGCGGGCCCUGGUAGUGGCAGGCAGGCAGGUUCCGCGGGGAGGAGGCGAAGGAAAGAGGGAGAGGGAGGGCCGGCCACGGGUUGGGUGCGGUCCUGGCGGUCCCCGAUCCCGGAUCUCUUCAAUUUCCCCUCUCUGUCGCUCACUCGUGCGCCGCGAGCAGAGGCAGCGGCAGCGAGAGCAGCAGCUCCGGCGGCGGCGCUGACCGCUAGAGCGCGGCGGCGAUUUAACCGCGGCAGCCAAAACAAACGGGGCCCGCGCUAUUUAUUGCCGGCGGCCGGAACGGGCCGACUCAGAGCGGCCCAUCAGCGCACCUGCCCCGCUCGCCGCAUGGACGCUGCCGCUGCUCGCUGCCCGGGGCUGCCCGGCUGCGGCCGCCGCCGCCGCCGCCGCUGCAAUUCCUCCUGCUGCUGAGCGCCCGCUCGUCGUCGUCGGAGCCAUGAAGGCGGCGCGGCUCCUGCUCCUGCUGAGCGGCUGCGCUCUGCUCUUGCUAGCGCCGCCGGUGCGCGGCUGCGGGCCGGGCCGAGUGGUAGGCAGCCGCCGCCGCCCGCCCAGGAAGCUCAUCCCGCUUGCCUACAAGCAAUUCAGCCCCAACGUGCCCGAGAAGACGCUGGGCGCCAGCGGCAGGUACGAAGGCAAGAUCGCCCGCAACUCCGAGCGCUUCAAGGAGCUCACGCCCAACUACAACCCGGACAUCAUUUUCAAGGACGAGGAGAACACGGGCGCCGACCGCCUCAUGACCCAGCGCUGCAAGGAUCGCCUAAACUCUCUGGCCAUCUCGGUAAUGAACCAGUGGCCAGGAGUAAAGCUGCGUGUGACGGAAGGCUGGGAUGAAGAUGGGCACCACUCAGAGGAAUCGCUGCACUAUGAAGGCCGUGCUGUUGACAUCACCACCUCUGACCGUGACCGCAACAAGUAUGGGAUGUUGGCACGUUUAGCUGUUGAGGCUGGCUUCGACUGGGUCUACUAUGAAUCUAAGGCUCACAUUCACUGCUCUGUCAAAUCUGAGCAUUCAGCAGCGGCAAAGACAGGAGGCUGUUUCCCAGCCCAGGCACUGACAACACUAGAAAGCGGGACCAAGAUUCCAGUGUGGGCACUGAGGCCUGGGCAGCGGGUCCAAGCCAUGGAUGAGCAAGGCCGUCCCAUAUACAGUGAAUUCCUGGCAUUUCUGGACAAGGCAUCAUCGGCACGGACUGCUUUCCACGUCAUUGAGACGCGGGAUCCACCCCGCCGCCUUGCCCUCACUGCAGCACACCUCCUUUUUGUGGGGGAGAAUGCCACUGCACCCAUGAAGGCUAUUUUUGCCAGCCUGGUACACCCAGGCCAAUAUGUGCUGGUGACAGAUGGGGGUGAGCUAAGACCAGCCAGGGUAGCAGCAGCCUCAGUGCAGAUGGAUAUUGGGGCCUAUGCCCCCCUCACUCGCCAUGGGACGGUGGUGGUGGAUGGAGUGGUAGCAUCUUGUUUUGCUUUGGUGCAGGAGCAGCACCUGGCCCAGCUGGCCUUUUGGCCCCUUCGACUCUUUCGCAGCCUGGCAGGGGGUGAGCAGACUCAACCAGAAGGCGUUCAUUGGUACCCUGCACUUCUCUAUCGCCUAGGCCGAAUGCUCCUGGCUUCGAACAGCUUCCACCCAUUGGCCACAGCACAGUUUGAGAGAUGAGAUGACGUCAUCAGGUGCCCCUUAAAGAGGGAGAAACCAGGUGUCACCUCCUAUGGUUAUAGGGAGGGACUGCAUGGUAGCCAGAAUCCAGAAUGUGGGGGAAAGGUGAGGCCACUGGCUCCCUAUACCCUUUCCCAGGCAUAAGGGCCAAAGAGAGGUUUUGACCUCUAUCUCUGAGUUGCCCCCUUUUUGGCAGGUUACAGAAGGGGCGCCCAAUGACAGGGUUGUAUGCUGCUAUUUUGGUUCAGGAGCCUCUGAUAGAGGGGGAGUUAACCAGGUGGAUGCGGGUAGUGAGUGGAGGUCCUGAAGCCUGGGGUGAAUGAAUGAGGGGGAGGAAAUCCUGCAUCUCAAUAUGCAGACUAGGGAAGUAGGAGGAGGUGGGCUGCUACAAGAAGGUAUCUGGGAGGGCUGAGUAUGGGGGGCCUACAGGACACUUUCUCUGGGCAGACAUCCAUGUGGUGCUCCUUCUAGCACUGUGGCAGGCAAAGUAGUUGUAAGGAAGACAUAUGGGACUCUUCCAUUGCUCUUUCCAGCUGCCAGUCAACUGGGCUUGUAAGCAGUGAGUGGGACAAGAGGUAGUGCAUCAGCCCUGAAGUGGAGAGGUUGGCACCAGUUAUAAUGAGGGAAAAGACAGUAGAAAUUGAAGGUUGUUUAUAAAAUCACACCGUCUUCUCUGGAUCAGGUGAAUUUAAGCCUAGAAUACUUACAAUGCCUCAUUUCAUUCUCAGAUUCAGUAAAGAAUCACUCCACCUAUAAUCAGUACUGGACACUGGCAGAAUGCACCUGACCUCCAGUUGGUUGCAUUGCAGCUACUUACCAGGAGGUAGCUGAGGGGCAAGGCAGUGGUAAGGUUGAGCCAGACAAAUUUGUGUUUCUUCCAGUGCAUUUGCAUCAAUGUUGUCACUUCACCCCGAUACCUCACAGUAACCAGUAGAUCCGACUGACGGGAGGUCAGGUGAACACCGCCGCCCCACCAUGCCAUCUGCUACUACCAAUAACCAUGCACUGAAAGAACAGGGGGGGGUGUAGGGGAGAGAAAUGUGCCUUAUCAAUGUGCUUUAAGUAUUGAAUGCUCAUCAAAAGGAGGCUAAAACAGUUUAACUAAGGAUGAUAACCCAUGUUAAGUAAUCUUGAAAAGAAACCACCUAAAGGGUAGGAUGGACAUUUACACAAUCCCCCCACCCCCCAGGAAAUGCAUCACCAAAACCAUUGAUUUGCAUAUACUAUUUAUAUGUACAGUUGCAAAUUUAGAUAUAAUGAUUGUUAUUUAAAUAGAAACAUACAUCUCUUUAUAGCAGGGAAGACAGUGAACUAGUGAGUGUUGUGUGCUGUUUCCAGGUGAUAACUGUAGGUGGGCAACUUCAAGCCUCCCCACUCCCCUGCUGCUCUUUUCUUAGGAUUCUUUCUUUUUAAUCCAGAUUCACAGUAGGCAGCCCUUGAAAUAAAGGACUGUCCUUUACCACCCCUCCAAGCAGAAGGUUGUCCUCUGCAAAGUAGGACAUAUUGGAAUACCUUGUUUCUGUUAGAGCAAACUGGGACACAGGGAGGAGAAAUGGAGGUGCAGGAGAGAUGGAUUCCGUUACCUUUUUUAAAACCACCCUUUGCUUCCUGCAGGUAAUGGAGAAGAAUAUAUUCUAAUGGGUUGUAAUCACUGGGUAGAUAAUCUUCCUCCAUUAUCACACCACUCUAACAGGACAGUCUCCAUUCUAUUAACACGGCAGAGGUUCUGAUGCCUGUGCUUAUGUGAGGGAAGAAAUGCACUGUUCACUACAUGCUUAAUUUUAGCUGUUAUGUCCGGGAUAUUCUUAGAAGUAACAUGGUAUCUCAGGGUGGUGGGACUACUUGUUCCUAUGAGAUCACACUUAUGCAGCAUUGCGGGGGUAACAUUUGUGGGAGAGAAUCAGUUUGUUUGUUUUUUGGCGGGGGGUUGUGUAACAAUUUCCCAACCAACCAAGUCUCUGAUGCAAUCCCUUCCCUGGCCUUUUUAAAAAAAGCUCAGCCACAUUUCAAGAAAGGAAGGAAGCCCAGAUUUUGGGGGGGACGACGACAGAGAUUACCUGGGAGAGAACUUGCCAAGGAGAAGCAGUAGUUAGGGGGAGUGUUAAACAUUCCCAUCUACUAAUUCAUCCUUGUACACAUGCAUGCACACAACAAUCAGAUUCCCUUGGUAAACAUGGGUUUGGGAAGAUGCAUUUGCCAAGGAGAUGUAAAGGUCCAUUCUUGGAGCCUCUUCAUGUGUCAGAAAUUUUGUUCCAAAGAAAUAAAUUUUGUGCAGGAAAAAUACAUAGCAUGCACACAACAGUGUCUGAUGAGCACUCACACUAGUUUUCCGCAUGUGCACAUGUGUUGGAAAAUGUGGCUUUGUGCUGUGUGUACAUGCAGAACAGUAGACCCUCAUGCUCACCCCAGGUGGCAGUGUACACAAUGCUUACAAAUAGCUGCUUGUGCAAUUGUGUGUAAUAAAAACUUUCAGGUGAUCUGGCAGUUAAGUCUUCUAAUGAAAAGAGCUUAUUUGUUCUCUCCCUCGUCCCCCACCCCCGUCUCCCUGGGACCAUCCAUGUGCCAAAGAUGACCAAUAUAUUUUGUUUGUGGGCAAAUUGGUUAUAUUUUUCUCAGGCUAUUAAUUUUUGAAAAUUUAGUUGUAAAGCUGUUGUAUACAAUCUUUUCCUGCAAGCAAGUAAUAUCCAUUCUGAAAAUAGUCACAUGUGAAGCAGCCCUUAGCUGGGUUCCAGAUGCCCUUAUUUCAUUCAUCUCCUUAAAGAAAUCCCAUAACUUUGUGCACUAGUCAGAACCAGAAUCUUCCCCUUCCCAACACCCUUACUUCUUCCCUGUUUGGUACCAGUAUCUCUCCUCAGUUAAGUCAUCAAGACAACAAGGAAUGAGGAUGUCCCUUGCUAGCAGCGUAGCUCAGAAGGCCCCCACAGUCCCAAUAUUGUGACUGGGGUGGUAGCAUCUGGGAAGGCAUCAUCUCUUACCCCAUGAUAUUUAUUUAUUUGCUUGCAUUUGCAGGGUGCUCAAAAAGAUUUCCCUGGUGAGGAAACCCUUUUGCUGAAUGACACCAAAUGGGGUGGGGUGGGACAUUUUUUCCCUAAGGAUAAAAGUAUUUAAGAAUUAUUUCAGAAGUGAUAUUUUAAUGGGACCAUUGGGAAUUGCAAAGCUUUUUGUCUCUUCACUGGAUGUAGAUUUCCUAAACAGACAAUAAGUCUAAUAAAUCUCUUGACCCACA